AUGCAAGUUUGGGACUUCGAGUCCCUCCUAGCAUUCAGUAGUCGACUUCGUGUCGACACUGACCUCAGUGCAGGCUUUGUGCUUGCCUUUGAUUGUCUUGUCAUGGUCUUAUCCAUCCCUAUCGCUGGGCCGUCUACUCAACCGCCUCGCAAUGGGCAGCACAGACUCGUCACUUCUUCAAUGAAGAUUAAUCAGUGGCGACGCUGGACAAACGAAGUCAUUCCUUCCUUGAUCGCUCCAUACCUUGCAUACUUGCGCAAAUCGACUUCUCUCCGCGAUCAAAUUGAACUGCAGCCAGAUGAAGCUGCUGCCUUUCAGUGUAGGUCCUCUUGUUGGCGGAGGGCUCUCAAGAUCACUUGCAUACUUUUUGAUUAUAUUGAGACACUACGAAUUGAUUGUUGCACUUGUGUGCCUGCUCCCCUUCAGCUCCUGGCUCGCGGUUAUUUUGCCUGCGCUCCCAUUGCCCCUUCUCUCGCUGUGGACCUCCAGCUGCUGGAGUUUGUCAAGACUUUGUUUGUGCAUAUCACUCCCAACACGACUGCUUGGUGUGAAACACUCGAAGUCUUUCUGGCUGGCUGUGGGUAUCAACUUACCACCAAGGAUAAUCUUCACCAUCAAUUUGAUAACACCUAUCAUUGGUACUCUGUACUCUGCAUGAGUGCUGAAGAUCACUUGUCAAAUCUCAUUGGAAAUUAUUGCCCACUUCCUGCGUCAUCCAACGAGGGAUUAACACGUCCAAGCGACUAUCUAAGGUCUCGCUGUCCGAUUUGUUUUGGCUCGGUUGAUUGGCAAAAAAGUGGAACACUUAAUCUCAGUAGACCUGACGUCCACACUUGCAUUGACAUGUGCUUCACUCAAAAGUGUUCAUCGGAUCAACACGGCGGAGGUCCAGAUCCCCCAAACCCAAUCAGAUCAGUUUUUCUUUCGGAUGACGAGGUGACAUCGAUGGACGCCCAUGUGCGAAGUUGUCGUGGCAGACCCCCUGCUCGGGGUCGCAAGAGAAAGCGACCCACAGAAGAGGAGGAGGAUGGCUACGAGAAUGGCAUGAGAGUCCCGACCUCUGCGCUGGAUGGCUGCAGUGAAUCCUUCUUUGCUGCUGAUGAAAAAUGUGAAAAGGCUAGCACCCAAUUUUUUGCAGACACAGGGGUGAUGGCCAUGUUAUGUCGCUAUGAUCGUGUAUUAUGGCUCGCUAACAUGACGUCGGCGGGAGAAAAGCAGCACUAUGCUCUCGCUCUAAUCAAGAAGCUUUUCGAUAAUAUCCCUCCCGAGAUGACCGUCGGCCUCUUUUGUCUCAAGUACCGGCUCCUCGAUGAUGCCGUUCUUUGCCGGAUAACUUUCGCUAUAUCAGUCUUUCACACUUAUGGCCACCAAUGGGCCUGUCAAAUCAUAUAUCAUCCUCACAAGUGUGAAGGCUUUGGCCUUUCUGAUGGAGAAGGUUGCGAGCAUCCAUGGAGUGCACUCAAACAUCUUAUUGCUCCGCUACGCAUUUCUGGGUUUCAUCAGCGACUUUUUGUCCUCGACGCUCAGGUCCGGCACCUGGAUGACAAAAACCUUGUUUUGUUUGGCAGCUGGUUGAUCCGGAGGUGGAAUAACUGCGCUAAGAAGAAGAGUAAUGCCAUGCAAGCUCUAUGUGAGCUUUCAGUGGAUGAGACUCCUGUCCAUCAGCAGUGGAAAUUACAGGUUGAACAUCAGACAAGACCCCUGCCUCGAAGAUCGAAGACAAGCAAUGACGAUGAAAUCACGAAAAUCCUCUCCAUCGAGAAAUCUCUUGUUGAGCUCGAUGGAUCGUUACUUGUGGACACUUUGAGCCGCUGGAAGACAAGGCUUGGCAUCAGUCAGUGCACCCGUCUGGACCAAUUACGUUGGAAUGUAUAUCUACAAGUCCGUUUAGAUGCUCAAGCUCUUAAGACCCCGCAAGUUCAAAAGCUUGAACGCUCAUACAGGCAAACAGUGAAUGGUACUCAUGUUCUGAGUUUUACAGAUGGACUUCAACUGAUUCUUAAUUCUCAUGUCGAUACUGCAAUCCAGCGACGCAAUCCUACAAUACGAAAACUUGUAUCCUCCUACAAUAGCCUAUGUGCGGAUCUUAGUGCUCUUAUCAGACAACGCCGCAGUCCUCCCAAUGCUAUAGCGCCUAACCCUAUCUCUCCUGCCGGUAUCUUCGAUCUUGAUGUUGAUGCUGACAUUUGGCAGGACAUUGGACUCGAUGAUGUCGUGCCGGAACCUCCUGAUUGGUUAGCUGAUGAGGUCACUCGCGCUGCGAUCAGACUGGUGCUCGAGAUCGACCGAUGUAAUGAAGAGGAGUUGUGUGUGAAGGUUGAGCGCUGUGCUCUGCAGGAGUGGGCUAUUGUGGAGUGGGAUGCUCUGCAGAGGGCCCGUGCACAUGCAAACUCUAUGCUGACUUUCGAAGGUGAUGACGACGUAAUCCUCUAUUACAUGGAUCUUUGUGCUCGACAGUUUAUUGACCUUGUACUCAGGUGGCAAACAAAGGUUCGUCCCAUCCCAUGUGCGUGGCCUAUGCCUGACUGCUGGGGGCCAUCACAUAACGAGCUUGCUAAUGCGACACACGUGGUGUGCCCUGAUGUCUAUGAUGACGAAGAUGAUGUAGGGGAGGAUCGAGAUGAUUGGGAGUCCGAGAUUGGCUUUGGUGAUGAUGAGCUUAUGGAUGUCUUGGAAGAUAUUGCAUUAGCGGAUCAGUAUAGAGGGGAAGAGGCAGAUUACAUCAAGGAUGGCUAUGUAUUCAAUGACUCGUUGAUAACAGCCCAACUAAACAUGUCGGAUUUAUGUUGUAGUACUCUAGUUGAUCUAUAG
Suillus discolor is the source of this 2811-nucleotide messenger RNA. RefSeq lists its product as uncharacterized. The transcript has 12 exons. Bases 1 to 2811 code for a protein of 936 amino acids. NCBI's taxonomy places the organism in Eukaryota, Fungi, Basidiomycota, Agaricomycetes, Boletales, Suillaceae. The record is from RefSeq and is a predicted model, not a curated record.